Molecule: messenger RNA, 1419 nt
Organism: Prunus persica (peach)
Lineage: Eukaryota; Viridiplantae; Streptophyta; Magnoliopsida; Rosales; Rosaceae
Product: protein FAR1-RELATED SEQUENCE 5-like
Exons: 4
Coding region: 1-1419 (472 amino acids)
Biological process (GO): regulation of DNA-templated transcription
Molecular function (GO): zinc ion binding
Source: RefSeq, a predicted model, not a curated record
AUGUCUGGGGGCUCAGAGAGUGAUGACUGUGUAACAGCUAAUGGGAGGGUUUAUAUUCCUGAAGUAAGAAAUGAGGAAACACCAGCAGUUGGGAUGAAGUUCGACUCGCUUGACCUCGUUUACAAUUUCUAUAAUAGAUAUGCAUUCUUGGCUGGCUUUGAAAAAAAUGAGGCUUUUUAUUUCAAGAUUGAGGGAGAUGGCCAUGACAAGUUUAGUCGAUUUUUUUGGGCAGAUGCAACUUCUAGACGGGCGUACGGGUUUUAUGGAGAUGUUGUUGUAUUCGAUACCACAUUCAACACGAAUCGAUACGACUUGACAUUUGCACCAAUGUUGGGAGUUAAUAACCAUGGUCAGACAAUUGUCUUAGCAUGUGCAUUUUUUAGCAAGGAAACGACUGAGUCGUUUAUUUGGAUGUUUGAGGAGUUUAAGAAACCCAUGCCAGGUGGCGAACCUAAAAUGAUCAUUACAGAUCAAGAUGCGGCAAUGACCAGAGUGAUUUCAAUAGCCUUCCCGACUACAUUUCAUCGACUUUGCAUAUGGCACAUCACAUCAAAGUUCUCUGUUAAGUUACCACAUUCUGCUUAUAAGGAGUAUUGGAGUGAAUUUCAGAAAGUCAUAUGGGAUACUGACAAUAAGGAUGAGUUUGAUGCAAAAUGGAAUAUUGUGGUUACAAAGGCUGGUUUGACUGACCAUCCAUGGCUAAGUUCAAUGUUUGAUUUAAGGGAAUCUUGGGUUCCAGCCUACGCACGACAAUUUUUUGCCGCUGGAAUAUCAAGCAGCCAAAUAGCGGAAGGUUCUCAUGGUUUUUUCAAGCAAUACAUAUCAAAGAGAAAUUCGUUGAUGGAUUUCAUAAUACGAUUUGAGAGGGCACUUUCUCAUCAACGUCAAAAAGAGUUAGUUGCUGAUCACAUAGAUGCAUUUGAAGUGGCUCAAUCAUGUUUCCUAGAGCUCAAAACAGAGGAUGCUUCUAAAGUUGUCUUUAACGUGAGCGAAAGGAAAAAUUGGGAAACAAGAGUGGCAGAAGUUGUAUAUGUCAAAGAUUCUGACCACGCAUCGUGUAGCUGCAAAAGAUUUGAAUUUGUUGGAAUUAUUUGCAAGCACAUCUUAGCAUUGUUCAGAAGGGACCAGAUUGAAUAUAUGCCCGAUAAAUAUAUUUUGAAGAGGUGGAAGAAAACUGCGAAAUCUGGAUUGGUGUCAGAUGCAAAUGGCAACGAAAUUAAAGACUCUGCAAAUCCUGGUCUUUUAAUAAAGCGGAGUACAAUGUCUCGACUUGCUUCAGAUGUGGUUGAGGAUGCAUUAAUGAGUGAAGAAGGAUGUGAGCUACUGACAUCACCAUCGAACAAUGACGAAUCAACUCCAAUAGAUCGUAGUGACCCAUUAUUCGACGAAUUUGACAGGAUGCACGGACCAACUGAAUGA